AUGGGCCGCCUGGACUCCGGAGCAGAAGUUGUGAGUGGCAUUGGGGCCGUGCCAGCUCCUGGAGGAGAGCUGCAGAAAUGGGGAAAAGGGGUGAGGGUCAAGGCCAAGGGGCCGAGGGAGGCCAAAGCCUCUCCUAACUGGCCUCCCCUACAGAUCGAUGAUAUUGCCGAUGGUGCCGUGAAACCUCCACCCAACAAAUACCCCAUCUUCUUCUUUGGUACACAUGAAACAGCCUUUCUGGGACCGAAGGACUUGUUUCCCUACGACAAAUGUAAAGACAAAUACGGCAAGCCCAACAAGAGGAAAGGUUUCAAUGAAGGACUGUGGGAAAUCCAGAACAAUCCACACGCCAGUUACAGCGCUCCACCGCCAGUGAGCUCCUCCGACAGCGAGGAGGCCCCCGGAGCUGACCCUGCGGGGGGCAGUGACGCGGACGAGGACAACGAGGACCGGGGGGUCAUGGCUGUCACGGCCGUGACCGCUGCAGCUGCCAGCGACAGGAUGGAGAGCGACUCCGACUCCGACAAGAGCAGUGACCACAGUGGCCUGAAGCGGAAGACAGCAGCACUGAAGCCCGAGGCCGAGCUGGACCGAGAGGGAAGGAAACCUGGGAGGAAGUCCCAGUCACAGGGCUCGGAGCCCACGAAGAAACCCAGCCAGAAGGAGAAGAGGGGCCGGCCCGAAGACAAGCAGAGAGCCAGGCCUGGGAAAGUGGAGCGAACCCGGAAACGGUCCGAAGGGCUCCCACUGGACAGGAAGGUGGAGAAGAAGAAAGAACCUUCUGUAGAGGAGAAGCUGCAGAAGCUGCACAGUGAGAUCAAGUUCGCGCUGAAGGUGGACAAUCCGGACGUGCAGAGGUGUCUGAAUGCACUGGACGAGCUGGGGACGCUGCAAGUGACCUCCCAGAUCCUGCAAAAGAACACCGACGUGGUGGCCACACUGAAGAAGAUUCGCCGGUACAAAGCCAACAAGGACGUCAUGGAGAAGGCGGCGGAGGUCUACACGCGGCUCAAGUCGCGGGUGCUGGGGCCCAAGAUUGAGGCAAUCCAGAAAGCCAACAAGACAGGCACCGAGAGGGAGAAGGCGGAUGAGCUGCUGAGCGGGGAGGAGGCCCCCAAGGACAAGGCUGAGGACGAGGCUGCUGAUCUCCCAGCCCCCGUGAAUGGCGAUGCCACAUCACAAAAGAGGGAGAGCGUGGAGGACAAGGAGGAAGACGGGCAGGACUCGGAGGAGGGCGCGAGGUGCGGCUCUGGAGACCUGCAGGGCGACAGCCUGCGGGAGGGCCCCGACCCGGACAGGCCUGGGGGCGAGCGGCAGGAACGCGAGAGGGUGCGGCUGGACGAGGAGAGCUGAGCUCGGGCUGCGGCUGCUGCCCCCUUCCCCACCCCCGCCAGAGCAGAGACCUUGGGGGGAACCGCUGUGCUGUUUGUUUGUAUCUGUCCCCUCGGGGGGUUUUCUGCCUAAUUUCUGUGAUUUCUGACCGACAUGAAAUGACUAUAAAGGGUUUUCUAAUGAA
Molecule: messenger RNA, 1516 nt
Organism: Dipodomys ordii (Ord's kangaroo rat)
Lineage: Eukaryota; Metazoa; Chordata; Mammalia; Rodentia; Heteromyidae
Gene: Hdgfl2
Product: hepatoma-derived growth factor-related protein 2
Exons: 12
Coding region: 1-1353 (450 amino acids)
Biological process (GO): regulation of transcription by RNA polymerase II
Cellular component (GO): nucleus
Molecular function (GO): transcription coregulator activity; double-stranded DNA binding
Source: RefSeq, a predicted model, not a curated record